AUGAACAUUGUUACACGAUGGCAGGGUUCGGCACACGACUCGACUAUAUUUCGGUCGAGUGCACUAUGGCAGCAAUUCGAAGCGGGCGAAUUUCGCCACUACAUUUUAGUCGGUGAUUCCGGCUAUGCCAAUUCUCCCUUCCUGGCAACACCAUUCGCAGAAAAUAGUUCUGAGCUUCGCGCUGGAUUACAACACGUACAAGAAUAUCAGCGGGCAAUUAUCGCCACCAGGAAUUGCGUGGAACGCUCAUAUGGAGUGCUGAAGCGACGCUUUCCAGCAUUGGCCUAUGGUUUGCGUGUCAAAAUAUCGACUGCACAAAUGCUUGUUGCGACCGCUGCAGUACUCCACAACAUCUGUAUUGAUGAGAAUGAGCAAUUACCCAACACACCACCUGGCUUCACGAGCAACGAAAUAGAGAUCAACAGUGGUGCGACAGAAGAUACUCCAAAUAGUAACUAUGGCAGGAAUGUACGCAACGAACUCCUCGAUAUGUUUCGUCGCCAAGUGAACACACACACCAAUCACUUGCCUUGA
Rhagoletis pomonella (apple maggot) is the source of this 534-nucleotide messenger RNA. Its product is annotated as putative nuclease HARBI1. Lineage: Eukaryota; Metazoa; Arthropoda; Insecta; Diptera; Tephritidae. The transcript has a single exon. The coding region runs from base 1 to 534 and encodes 177 amino acids. The record is from RefSeq and is a predicted model, not a curated record.